Molecule: messenger RNA, 1212 nt
Organism: Trypanosoma rangeli
Lineage: Eukaryota; Euglenozoa; Kinetoplastea; Trypanosomatida; Trypanosomatidae
Exons: 1
Coding region: 1-1212 (403 amino acids)
Source: RefSeq, a predicted model, not a curated record
AUGGAGACGGCGGAUUUAGUCAAGAGUCUUCUCAAGGCCGAUGAGGAAUGCCGUGUGCUCCGGGAAAGGGUGGCACUGCUGGAGAAGACGCAUCGUCUCAGAGAGCGGGACGCACGAGCGUUAACCGCGACCCCUUCGGAGGUCGCUCCUGAUUCGAAGAAGACCAAGGCCCGCACGCUCAAUCUUCCGCUUGAGGCGGUAAGUAUGUUGAGUUCCAAGGCUGGGGAUAUCAACGUGGUGGUGAAGGAGCAAAAGAAGCUGUUGGAGGAACUGAAACAGCUUCAAACAAUCCUGGAAAGCUCUGCGGCAGAUACAGUGAAGGCAAAUGAGCUCAACGCGCAGCUAAAACAAAGCAUUGGGUACACUGAGGGUGAAACCAUUUAUCACUUACAGGAUGCAAUUAAGGAAGUUGCUCAAAUAAAUGGUCUGAAAAAUGAAGUUCUUCAGCUGCUCAGCGCUCGUGAAGCCGUGCAGGCAACUUUGAAGCGGCAAACGGAGCACAUGCGGGCGUAUUUGACUGAGUUGGUUGAUUCCAGGGGUCUCGAUGAACAACGGAAGCAAGCGGAGCAGCAGCUCAAGGAAAAGAGGGCAGAGUUGGAAGGCAUUCGUGGAGAGAUGCAGUCUAUGCAGCGUCUUUUAGAGCGGAAGGAAAAACAACUUGAGAAUGAGAAGCCAGUCGACGAACUACAACUCGCCCAGCGAGCUGAGAACGAACGACGCAUGAUGAUCCACAGGCUGGAAAAGGAAGAGGAGGGUCUUCGACAAAAUGAGAUUUCCAUUCGUCACCGCUCCAUGCAGAUUACCAAACUUGAAAGGCGCAUCGAGAUGAUAGGCGAUACACUCGGCUGCGAAGAACCUAAUGAAGAGCGCGUUGACGCCGAGACUGUGGAGCAGUUACGCAAAGAAAUCCUUGUCUUGGGGCGGCGACAUCAAAAGCGUGAGGCUCAACAGGAGAUACUUGAUGCCAGUAUCGUGGAUCUGGAUCGUCGGUGCACGGGACUUGUGCGUACAACAGCCAACGUGAAGAAGGAGAUGCAGCGUAUUCAACGGAACCACCGAAAGUACCUAAACCUUCAAAAGAAGGAGCUGGAGUUGGAGCAGGUGACGGCGGAGCAGGAAAUCGGUGAGAUUGAGCGGGAAAUAGAAAUGCUCCGCCGCGUUACUUCCCGCCGUGGACAGAAGGCACAAAAUUCCAGAAUUCAUCAGGUGUAG